GAGGUUCUAAACGCGCUUUUUCGUAUACUGCGUUACAAUGCAUUCGGUGUUCGCCUCACAAGUCGUAUUCUGAAAAAGUUACUAAGUGCAUUAAUCAGUCCCUUAUUUCGUCGUUGGAAUGGAGAAAGAAAGAAUAAAAAGUGUAAUCGAAUUCUUCUCUACUCCAUUGGAUGAAGAAGAGCUAAUCGAUGGAGAAAGUAAACCCGAUGAACUGUACACCCUCUGUGAUGAUCCCAUGCAAGUACCCAUCAAACUCAUCGACGAACAACUAAGGUUCGUUAAUCUUGCAACAGUUCAAGACCUUUUUGUUGACAAUUCAGGAUUUCUUGUUGUUGGCGCCAUUGGUUUACAGGGUUCAGGUAAAUCGUCUGUGUUAAAUAUUUUGGCGAAUUGCAUUUCUGACGGUUGUGGAGUUUUUGAUGGUCCUUUUAAUAUUCAAACUCUCAAGGAUGUAGUAACUAACAGCCCGUGUACUGCUGGUAUUAACUUAUAUAUUACACAAGAUCGUGUAAUUCUUCUGGAUGCCCAACCUCUUCUUUCAUUUGCACUCACCAACUAUCACACUCAUUUGGUUGCUACUGGUAAUAUAACAUCUUCGUCCUCGAGUACUCAUCCAGGGCUUUCGUCUCUUACAGGUCCUGGUAAUUGGAACAUGGAUAUUUGGGCUGAAAUGGCUUCUAUGCAGAUUGUCGCCUUUUUAAUAAAUGUAUGCCAUGUUGUACUUGUUGUCAGUGAUAAUUUAACUACUGCUUCAACUCAGUUACACCGGCUUAUCGAUAGAGCAAUAGGUCUUAAACCAACUGUUUUUACACCGAAUGCCAUGCCAAUCCAUGCACUACGUGGUCGUCAACAUUCUGAUAUACAUAACAAGUCAUCAGAUAAUAAUAAGAAUUGUACAGAUAUAAAAAAAUUGACAACUAGUGUACAAGGUUUACAAAUUUCUAAUGUAAAUAAAACUAAUCCAUCUAUUAUCAACAAAGAUAAUAAAAGUUUAGAAGUUGAAGAUGUUGACAUUUUAUCUUUGUCUGAACAACAACAAUUUAUUGGGAAUUAUUCUACAUCAAAUAACAUUCUUGGACAAUAUCUUCAUUCUACUGAAGCUGAGUCUAAAGACGUUACAAAUGCAAUCAAUCGACUAAUAAAUUUAACUGAUUAUUCAGCCUCAUUAAUUCAUGUAUAUAAUCAGGCCCCAGCAGCUGCAUUUCUUGACCCGGUUGUGUGUGAAAAAUUAGAUAGGUAUAGGAAUAAAAUACUACCACUUAUGUACCCAGAGUACAGAAGGUUAGUAUCACUUGUUACUGUUGGUCCAAGAAUUUUAUCCGCUCACCUUCAGUCACGAAAUCGUGAUCAACCUACAACUGCACGUCAAAACUCUGCACAAAAUGAUACUCCUACUGAAAUAAAUCGAAACACUACUGACGUAAAGCUAGCUAAAAACAGUUCAGAAAAUCGUUUAGUCCCUGACAAUUUUACCGCGCAAAAUUACCCAGGUUUUCUUGAUACUCAGGAAAAUUCUGUCUUACCUACUCCAUCAGGACUUUCCGAACCGUCCUCAGUUUCAUCAGACAAAGGACUUGCAUCAUCUCAAAAGCCUUCGAAUAUCAGCGCAGAAACGUUGACUUCAGUAGAAGUUGAUAAUGAGUCAAAACCUAAUCCAACCCACUGUUUAACUUCAUUAAAUACAAUUCAAGAAAAAUCAAAACCUUUUUCUGGUGAAAAACCUGAUGGGUACAUUCCCUUGGAUAACAGUAACAAUAAUAGUAAUAAUUGUGUUAAAAAAUUUGGCUUAUCGGAAUCAGAGAUAGUAUCGCAGUGUUGCAAUGUUUUGCAUAAUGUAGAAGAUGAACUCAAUUCUGUUUUAAAACACACUAACUUAUCCGCUGGUGUAGACCAUCACAAGAAGAUUGUAGAGAAACGAUCAGGAAUAUUACCCGUCGAAGGUCAGCUCCCUGAUAAUGAUUUACUACAUAUACCUGGUAUUAAUGGUGAGAAGUUGAAUGCCAGUCUUGUUCAAAUGUAUCAUGAUGUACAGACUACUAGAUGUAACUUUUUCGAUGUUCAAAAGCGAUUAGAUCAACCAAGGUUAUUCUUGAUACCAGAAGUUGACGAUGAAGGACACUCACCAUUAGGGUGUCCAACAUACUUAACAUCAGCCCGUAUCUUACAAGAAGCUGUUUUCUCCACUCCUCGACAGCAUAUGAUGCCUAAUUUUACAGAGAAGAAAUGGUAUGUUUUGAUUUCCUUUACCCCAUAAAACACGUAUUUUUUAUUUAGGAUAACAUAUGUUCAUAAAAUGUGGGAUGCUGUAAUACAUUCCCCUUUGUUCCUCGAUUAUCAUUCCGUUCGGAUGAAUCAGAUUUAAAUGUUGCUACUUUUGAAAGACUGUUUAAUACUAUAUUUUAUUACAGUAAUUUAUCUUUACAUUAAAUAUAAUUACACUUUUU
Schistosoma bovis is the source of this 2444-nucleotide messenger RNA. The record is from the annotation of a GenBank genome assembly. NCBI's taxonomy places the organism in Eukaryota, Metazoa, Platyhelminthes, Trematoda, Strigeidida, Schistosomatidae.